Messenger RNA from Echinostoma caproni, 378 nucleotides. The record is from the annotation of a GenBank genome assembly. Lineage: Eukaryota; Metazoa; Platyhelminthes; Trematoda; Plagiorchiida; Echinostomatidae.
GUUUCUCCGUCUCCGGAUCGACAACGACUUCAGAAGUUUGCUAAUGCGCUGUACAAACUUUUCGCGGAAAAUAACCUCGCCGGUGGAGUUGUCUACGAUCCAAACCAAGAUGUCCGUCUUCACAUGACCGUGAUGAAUUCGACGUUACCCAUCCAACGCGAUCCGAAUGCCACUCGUCAAUCGUUCAGUGUUGUCGGACUGACGCGUGAGCUCGGGGACUUCUGCUUCGGUGAGGAUGUGCUCUGCGAUCAGUUUGAACUGUUAGUGAUGAAAUCGAGCGCGACCAGUGAGAAUCCGUUGCCCAACUUUUCCCUGCGUUUACGUGCUGAUUGUGACAGUCCAGUUUUCAUAGAAAUAUGUGAUCCGAACAAUUCUUAG